Tachyglossus aculeatus (Australian echidna) is the source of this 2767-nucleotide messenger RNA. It is a transcript of the gene TGFB3, whose product is annotated as transforming growth factor beta 3. The transcript is spliced from 7 exons. Gene Ontology annotation, cellular component: extracellular region. NCBI's taxonomy places the organism in Eukaryota, Metazoa, Chordata, Mammalia, Monotremata, Tachyglossidae. The record is from RefSeq and is a predicted model, not a curated record. The coding region runs from base 316 to 1689 and encodes 457 amino acids. Gene Ontology annotation, biological process: regulation of cell population proliferation; BMP signaling pathway; SMAD protein signal transduction. Gene Ontology annotation, molecular function: type III transforming growth factor beta receptor binding; type II transforming growth factor beta receptor binding; growth factor activity.
CUAAAUACUCCCUUCCACCUCCUCCCCUCCGUCCGCCUUCCCAACACCCGCUCCUCCCCAUUGUCAGAGUUCUAUUUAUUUUUACUUCUCCAGGAAAAAUUCCAACUCCCUUCCCAUCCCCCCCCCCCCACCCCUUUUGCCCUCCACCUGGUUUGCCCGGAAUCCCAGCCCGGCGGGACCUGUUUGGACACACAUGGAGAAGGAUCCUCACUCGGUGAGGCACAGAGCCUGUUUCUUCUUCUUCUUCUUCUUCCUCUUCCUAAGCUCUGCCAGCGCUUCCUGGAAGUCCUGAACCUCUGGCAGUGCAGUGAGUUCAUGCACCUUCUUGCCAAGCCCCAGCCUUCGGGAUCGCCAGUGCCGCUGGGGCUCCCUAACUCUUUCACACUCCGACCGGGAAUCUCCAGGCCAGGGCCCCCGCGGGUCCCUUCAUCCCUCUUCCCUCCUCCGCCCAUGAAGAUGCACUUGCAAAGGACUCUGGUGGUCCUCUCGCUGCUCAGCUUUGCCACUGUCAGCCUGUCUCUGUCCACUUGCACUACCUUGGACUUCGGGCACAUCAAGAAGAAGAGAGUGGAAGCAAUCAGGGGGCAGAUCUUGAGCAAGCUGAGGCUCACCAGUCCCCCCGAGGCAGCCGUCCUGGCCCAUGUGCCCUAUCAGAUCCUGGCCCUCUAUAACACCACCCGGGAGUUGCUGGAGGAGAUGCAGGAGGAGAAGGAGGAGAGCUGCGCUCAGGAAAACACCGAGUCGGAAUACUACGCCAAAGAAGUUCACAAAUUCGACAUGAUCCAGGGUCUCGCAGAGCACAAUGAGCUGGGCAUCUGUCCCAAAGGAAUCACCUCCAAGGUUUUCCGAUUCAACGUGUCCUCUGUGGAGAAAAAUGGCACCAACUUAUUCCGAGCAGAAUUCCGAGUCCUGCGGGUGCCUAAUCCCAGCUCCAAACGCAACGAGCAACGAAUUGAGCUCUUUCAGAUCCUUCGCCCCGAUGAACACAUCGCCAAGCAGCGCUACAUCAGCGGCAAGAACGUGGCCACCAGAGGCACGGCGGAGUGGCUGUCCUUUGACGUCACGGACACCGUGCGUGAGUGGCUUCUACACCGAGAAUCCAAUUUAGGACUGGAAAUCAGCAUUCACUGUCCAUGUCACAGCUUCCAGCCCAACGGAGACAUCCUGGAGAAUGUCCAUGAGGUGAUGGAGAUCAAAUUCAAAGGUGUCGAUAACGAGGAAGAGUAUGGCCGGGGAGAUUUGGGGCGCCUGAAGAAGCAGAAGGACCACCACAACCCUCAUCUGAUUCUGAUGAUGAUACCCUCACACCGACUUGACAGUCCAGGCCAAGGAAGUCUGAGAAAGAAACGGGCGCUCGAUACCAACUAUUGUUUCCGGAACUUGGAGGAAAACUGCUGCGUACGACCGCUCUACAUUGACUUCCGACAGGACUUGGGCUGGAAAUGGGUCCACGAGCCGAAGGGUUACUAUGCCAACUUCUGCUCAGGGCCCUGCCCAUAUCUCCGCAGCGCGGAUACGACUCAUAGCACGGUUCUGGGCCUGUACAACACGCUGAACCCCGAAGCAUCUGCUUCACCCUGCUGUGUGCCCCAGGACCUUGAGCCGUUGACCAUCCUGUACUAUGUUGGGAGGACCCCCAAGGUGGAGCAGCUCUCCAAUAUGGUAGUGAAAUCCUGUAAGUGCAGCUGAACUACGACCUGCCCCACCUGCAGCCAAGAGGAAGAGAGAGAAAGAGAGAGAGAGAAAGAGAGAGAGAAUGAGAGAGAAAGAGAUACCGCCACUGUCUUGACCACCCGCUCCGAGGGGAAACCAAGGGAACAGACGUCAGCAAGGGGUCGGAACACCCACACCCUUGGACAAUCUGCCGAGUUUGAGAUUCCCCUUAGAGACUUUCCUCGUUCUCACUAGGUCCGGGAAUCGCUUGGUGAAGAAUGGAGGGUUUAGGACAGACUCUCCGGAAUACUGGAUUUUCUGUUUCGGGACGAUGGGACGAGGGAUGAGUCAAGAGGCUGUGCUACUUUGGGGAGUAAAUUGGGCAGAGCGAAGGGGGUGCUGGAGUAGCCGAGAGAAGGAGACACUGGCAGACGGUUUUGAUCUCAGCUCACGUUGGCUCCGAAACUCGACUCGUCAAUCAUCUGGGAAUCUGGAGAGCAUGUCCGUGAAACCGAAUUUCCUCUCUGAAAGGUCAUCAAGGAGGGGAAACCCUCCCCCCCCCAGAAUUUUACCGCUGGCUACUACGGAUCUGGAAUCACAAACAAACCCACUACCUGUAAGGAAGGGCUCAACUGCAUCACUUAGCAUCCUAAGGGCCUACCAGGGGGACGCUACCUACCGAACCAAAUCCCUGAAUCAACAGCAAUACCACUCCACGUGGUGCUGCUCACCUUCAGAGCAAGGUGAAUAUCUCCCCCAGGGUGACCCACCCCCACCUCCUGUCUGCCCCCCGCCCCUCUCCUCAAUGACUCUGAUUCUUGCUCGCCCCCAUGCUCCCCCGGACUUCUUGUUUGACGCAGUCCAGGUCAGCCUGGCCCACUGGGUUUGAGAUCCGCUCCGACGUCCGAUGCCCCCUACGGCCCUCUGAUCCUGGAAGCAGGUACUGUGGCACGUUAGGUAUUUUGGCAAAUUACUUCUUUCUAUCGUUCAUUGACUUGGCCCCAAACUCAUGGGUUGAGGUGUUUUUUUUUUUGUUUUUAAAUAUUACUCUCAAAAACUUUGUAUAAAUAAAUAAAUAUUUUUUGGGGAACUUCAAUCAUUUCCUCUUCCAGAA